Messenger RNA from Myzus persicae (green peach aphid), 1863 nucleotides. RefSeq names its product zinc finger MYM-type protein 1-like. The transcript has 5 exons. Gene Ontology annotation, molecular function: protein dimerization activity. The annotation marks the transcript as partial. NCBI's taxonomy places the organism in Eukaryota, Metazoa, Arthropoda, Insecta, Hemiptera, Aphididae. The record is from RefSeq and is a predicted model, not a curated record.
AUGUUGAAACUUAUUGGAGAAUAUCAUGGGCCUUUAAUGAAGCAUUUAAGUAAAGUUUGGUCACCAAAAAGAAAUCGGCUAACAUUUAUGUCACACGAAUCUCAGAAUUCCCUUUUAAAAAUUUUGGCAAAUCAGGUGCGGUUAUCUAUAGUUAAAGAAUUGAAGCAAAGUGGUUUGUUUGCUGUCAUAAUUGAUACCACUACUGAUGUUGCUAACAUAGAGCAAUUUACUUUUCUUGUGAGAUAUAUUCAUGAAGGUAAACCAUAUGAACGAUUAUUAUGCUUGGAAGCAGCUACUGAUGCGACCGGAAAAGGGAUGUUUGAUACUUUUUGUUGUAUCACUGAAAAGUACCAAAUUGAUUGGAAAAAAGAUCUUUGUGCACAGUCAUAUGACGGAGCUGCUACAAUGCAAGGGGAGUAUUCUGGUUUGAAAACUCUUAUCCAAAAUGAAAACCCAAGAGCAGUAUAUGUGUGGUGCUUUGCCCAUAUAAUGAAUUUGGUAAUAGUUGACACUUUAGACUAUACUACAGAGAUAAGAAAUUUUUUUGGAGAGUUACAAGGAUUAGUAAGUUACAUGAGGGCUAGAAAACGUACAGCAACAUUUUAUGACUGCCAAAAGAAUUUAAAUGUGGGAUCAAAAUCUAAGGACCGAAUUAGGAAGAUAAAAAAUUUUUCUGAUACCAGAUGGACGUCACAUGACCGCGUUAUUUCUGUGAUUCAUGAUAAAUUUGAUGCAUUAAUUGACACUUUAAAAAUUUUAUCCAGCUCAACAGAUAGAGUAACAUCUUCAAAUGCAAACAUAUUCUUACAAACAAAUUCAUCUUUUUCUUUCAUAUUGAUUUUAAAGUUGAUGGGCAGAAUAUUUUCAAUUACAACUCCUACAUCAUGUUACUUACAAUCAAAAAAUAUAGAUUUUAUUCAAGCUUUUCAAUUAAUAGACAAUUCUAAAAAACAAUUAGGUGCACUUCGUUCCGAUGAAAAGUUCAUUGAUCUAGUUAGGGAGUCCAGACAAUUUUCUAUAGAUCAUAAUUUACUAGAAUCAAAUUUUAAAGAGUCUCGUGUACGUAAAAAAAAGAAAAUGUCUGGUGAACAAGUAAAUGAUGAAAUAACUGUUUCACCAUCAGAAAGAUUCAAAAUAAAUACAUACUUCACAGCGUUGGAUCAAAUCAAAACAUCAAUUAACAACAGAUAUAAUGGAGCUAGAGAAAUUUUUAAGGAUUUAUCACUUCUCUCUCCAAACCGUUUAAUGGAAAUUUCUAGAUCUCCAAAUGCAAUGCCUAAAGACUCGUUUCUUUAUUUAUCUCAAUGGAUAAAAGACAUAAAUGUUGAUAAACUGAAGAAUGAAUAUAUUGUAUUCAGCAAAAAUAUUACAGAGCUGAUAAAUUGUACAACACUACCAACAGAACUUCAUUCAAAUGUCAUUGAAACUUCAGAAAAUAUGUUGGGUAUGGAUUCAAAUGACGAAUCAUCAGAUGAUGAAAGAACAGUAGUUGAAGAUAAUACAAAAAGUUAUGGACCAACUGCAUUGGAAAUAAUGCAUCUUCUUUCUACUCAUGAUUUGAAGUCAGCAUUUCCCAAUUUGUAUUUAGCUUACCAAGGAUUAUGUACUAUGCCCUCAUCGUCAGCUUCAGCUGAAAGAAGCUUUUCAAAGGUCAAAUUAAUUAAAACAAGACUACGCUCAACAAUGGGGCAAUCUAGAUUAGAAAGUCUAUUGAUUCUUUCGAGUGAGAGAGAUAAGGAAAUAAACAUUGAAGAUGCAAUUAAUACUUUUGGAAAUUCAUCAAAUCUUCUUAAAAAAUGUUUAAUGAGCCAGGAGGACAGAUAUCCUAGAGGAUAUCUGUCUGCCUGGGCUCUGGCUCCUUUU